Lactuca saligna is the source of this 813-nucleotide messenger RNA. The record is from the annotation of a GenBank genome assembly. Lineage: Eukaryota; Viridiplantae; Streptophyta; Magnoliopsida; Asterales; Asteraceae.
AUGUCAAACUUAUAUGGUCAAAACUUCAAAUCCUCACCUGCUAGAGCCCCUUCUUCUAAAAACAUUUGGGCCAACACAGAUGGUGGGAGCUCAUACCUGGAAAAAUUGUUAAAAGAGAAGGAGAAGGUGGCUUUCUAUAUACAUGACAUUCCUAUCUGCAAUAAUUUGUUGAAUCAAGAGAUAUUGAAGAUUUCUGAGAUGAUACCCAACAAGGGUUAUAAUGACUUUGACAGACUGCAGCUUGGAAGCUCGAGUCAUUCGAAUCAUAAUUUAGAUCAUUGGGAUAGAAAUUCUCAUCUUCAACAACAGGGAUCUCCAUUUGGUCAUAGUCCAAGUUCCUUACUUACAAAGAAGUUGGUGCGCUUGGAUGUGCCUGUUGAUAGAUUUCCUGGUUUCAACUUUGUGGGUAGGCUUCUAGGUCCUAGAGGCAACUCCUUGAAGCGAAUAGAAGCUCUCACAGGAUGUCGUGUCUUCAUUAGAGGAAGGGGUUCCAUGAAAGACCCCGACAAGGAGGAGCGUUUGAGGGGAAGACCCGGCCAUGGGCACCUUAAUGAACCACUUCAUAUACUGAUUGAGGCUGAAUCACCUGCAAAUGUUGUUGAUGUAACACUCAGACAAGCACAGGAAAUCAUCCAAGAAUUGCUCAAACCUGUGACUUAUUCUGUGGAUGUAUACAAAAGGCAACAGUUACGAGAACUAGCUACGUUGAAUUCACUCUUUGGAGAAGAAACCUCUCGACCUAGUAGUAGUACAUCUCCAUGCGGGCGUGGCGCAAUGAAGCGCACCACAACCACUAGGAAAGGGACCAUAUAG